ACUGGCAUUGAUACCCAUUUGCUUUCUGAACGAAGGGCCCUACACACGUGCAGAUGCUGCCAACUUUCUUCCCCUCCUUCUUCACCCUCUCUUCUUCAUCCUCACUCUACCCUCUGUCAUAAGUUCUACCACUCUCUCUCUCUCUCUCUCUCUCUCUCUCUCUCCCUGCUCUGCUCACCCUCGCAACCUCUCUCAGCUAAGCCCUUCAAAAAUCUCACUCAUCACUUCAAAAACCAGCUACCCAUCUCUCUGUCUCUCUCUCUCUCUCAAGGAUGGAGAAAGAGGAACCCCAUCUUGGGUGCAAGCUGCUUCUGGUCAUUUUCCUUGCUGGGCUUUCCUCAGUCUUCUACCCGGCAGAGUCUCAAAGUGAUGCUUCAGUGAUGUUAGCUCUGAAGCAGAGCCUGACCCCUCCUGAAUCUCUCGGAUGGUCCGACACAGAUCCCUGUCAAUGGAACCACGUCGGCUGCUCCGACGACAAACGGGUCACUCGAAUCCAAAUCGGACGCCACAACCUUCAAGGUACACUCCCCUCUACCCUCAAUAAGCUCACCCAGUUGCAACGUUUGGAGCUCCAAUGGAACAACAUUUCGGGUCCUCUUCCCAGCUUAAACGGGUUGGGUUCCUUGCAAGUGUUGCUGCUUAGCAACAACCAGUUUUCUUCCAUCCCUCAUGACUUCUUCGCUGGAAUGUCCACUCUUCAAUCCGUUGAGAUUGAUGAUAACCCCUUUUCUGCUUGGGAGAUCCCGGAAAGUCUCCGAAACGCUUCGGCGCUUCAGAAUUUCUCGGCGAACUCCGCAAACAUCACCGGAAAAAUACCGGAAUUUUUCGGCCCUGACGACUUUCCGGGAUUGAUCAAUUUGCAUUUGUCCUUCAAUAAUUUGGAAGGUGGGUUGCCUCUGAGCUUGGCCGGCUCCCAAAUUCAGUCUCUGUGGGUUAAUGGGCAGAAGAGCAGUGGUAAACUUAGUGGGGGAAUUGAUGUUUUACAGAACAUGACGUUACUGAAAGAGGUUUGGUUGCAUUUGAAUGCUUUUUCUGGUCCGUUGCCGGAUUUUUCAGGGUUGAAAGAAUUGCAGAGGUUGAGUUUGAGGGAUAAUAUGCUUACUGGUCCUGUUCCAGCGUCGUUGGUAAAUCUUGGGUCUCUAGAGAUAGUUAAUUUAACCAAUAAUCUUCUUCAGGGACCAAUGCCACAGUUUAAAAGCUCGGUUGCUGUUGACAUGGCUGCCGAUACCAAUAGCUUUUGUUUGUCAAAGCCCGGGAUCUGCGAUCCCCGGGUCAAUACAUUGAUUUUGAUCUUGAAAUCGGUGAAUUACCCUACAAAAUUUGCGGAGAACUGGAAGGGGAAUGAUCCGUGUGCUGAUUGGAUUGGGAUUACUUGCAGUAAUGGAAACAUCACCGUUGUUAAUUUUCAGAAAAUGAGUCUCUCUGGCACAAUCUCCCCAGAAUUUGCUUCUCUUAAAUCACUGCAAAGAUUGGUUCUGGCUGAUAACAAUUUGACUGGUACCAUUCCGGCCGAGCUUACAACUCUGCCUGCACUCACAGAACUUGAUGUAUCAAACAACCAGAUUAAUGGGAAAAUUCCAUCAUUUAGGAGUAAUUUGAAACUUAACACCGAUGGCAACCCUGAAAUAGGGAAGGAGAAUAGUAGCUCCUCAGCUAAAGGCACAUCUCCACAGGAUUCACCCAGUACCUUGCCGGGUACAGUUUCCAUUGGUGGUGGCAAUAAGGAAAAUGGUAGCAAGAAAUCUUCAGCUUCAGUUGGAGUGAUUUUAGUUGCUCUACUUGGGGGGCUCUUCCUGAUUUUCUUGCUUGGUUUGUCGGCUUUCUUUUUAUAUAAAAGAAAACAAAAGGGGUUGAGCCAGGUGCAGAGCCCGAAUGCAAUGAUAGUUCAUCCGCGCCAUUCUGAAUCCGAUAAUGAGAGUGUGAAGAUCACAGUUGCUGGCUCAAGUGUUAGUGUUGGAGGAGUUAGUGAAACCCAUACUCUUCCUGGCAGCGAGUCUGGUGAUAUCCAAAUGGUUGAAGCUGGGAAUAUGGUAAUUUCAAUUCAAGUUUUGAGGAAUGUAACAAACAAUUUCAGCGAAGAAAACAUAUUAGGUCAGGGAGGAUUUGGGACGGUCUACAAGGGGGAAUUGCAUGAUGGUACAAAGAUCGCUGUGAAGAGAAUGGAGUCGGGGGUUAUUGCUAGCAAGGGGUUAACAGAAUUCAAGUCUGAGAUUGCUGUUUUGACAAAGGUUCGGCACCGAAAUCUUGUCGCCCUUCUUGGGUACUGCUUAGAUGGGAAUGAGAGGCUCCUUGUGUAUGAAUACAUGCCUCAAGGGACACUCAGUAGGCAUCUUUUCAACUGGGCAGAAGAAGGGUUAAAACCACUGGAAUGGACCAGGCGGUUGACUAUUGCCUUGGAUGUUGCAAGGGGUGUGGAAUAUCUCCACAGUUUGGCUCAUCAAAGCUUCAUACACAGGGACCUAAAGCCUUCAAACAUUCUCCUUGGAGAUGAUAUGAGGGCUAAGGUUGCAGAUUUUGGUCUGGUCCGUCUCGCUCCGGAGGGAAAAGCCUCUAUUGAAACAAGAAUCGCUGGAACUUUUGGAUACCUGGCACCAGAAUAUGCAGUGACAGGGCGUGUGACAACUAAAGUCGAUGUUUUUAGUUUUGGGGUGAUUUUGAUGGAGUCGAUAACUGGGAGGAAAGCACUUGACGAAAGCCAGCCUGAGGAGAGCAUGCACCUAGUUACAUGGUUCCGAAGAAUGCACCUCAACAAGGAUUCAUUUCGCAAGGCUAUUGACCCUACAAUUGAGCUCAAUGAGGAAACAUUUGCCAGCAUCAGCACUGUUGCUGAGCUGGCUGGCCAUUGUUGUGCCAGGGAGCCAUAUCAAAGGCCUGACAUGGGUCAUGCUGUCAAUGUGCUAUCAUCUCUAGUGGAGCUCUGGAAACCAGCUGACCAAAAUUCUGAUGACAUAUAUGGCAUUGACCUAGAAAUGUCCUUGCCACAAGCACUCAAGAAGUGGCAAGCAUUUGAAGGAAGAAGCAACCUUGAUUCUUCGUCAUCUUCGCUCCUUCCGAGCUUGGACAACUCUCAGACCAGCAUACCAGCACGGCCUUAUGGGUUUGCCGAUUCGUUCACAUCUGCAGAUGGCCGGUGAGAAUGCGAAAAGAAAUCAGAAGUAUCAAUGAUGGUGUUCAAUGAUGUUUCUGCCUGUUCAUUCUACUCACUUCUUGCUGUUUUCUGUGUAAGCUUUGCUGUCAUCAUUUUUUUUUCCCUUGAGUUUUUCGGUUCAGAUUCCCACUGCUGUUUUUCUUAGUAUAGUCUGGAUAUUAUUCACUUGUUUAUGUUGCUUAGGAAAUGCAGUGAUAAGGAGAUUCCGAAGAAAA
Messenger RNA from Malania oleifera, 3363 nucleotides. Its product is annotated as receptor protein kinase TMK1. Gene Ontology annotation, biological process: protein phosphorylation. Lineage: Eukaryota; Viridiplantae; Streptophyta; Magnoliopsida; Santalales; Ximeniaceae. Gene Ontology annotation, molecular function: protein binding; ATP binding; protein kinase activity. The transcript has 2 exons. The record is from RefSeq and is a predicted model, not a curated record. The coding region runs from base 273 to 3134 and encodes 953 amino acids.